GACUAUAACAUGCUAAGUCAAUAUACAUUGGCGGCGGUUCGUAAAAGUGGCUAGAUCGACAAUCGUUUGUCUGCUUCAUAAGAAGUUGCGUAGGCUUAAGCAUCUCAUCGCACGAUUCGUUGCACGGAAUCUGAAAAAUAUAAUUUUUUACAAAAAAGAGAAAAAUAUCAUCGACUUUCUAGACCGUCUACUGCAAUAUUGUUAUUAAUCAACUGAGAAUCUUUUUUAGUCCUUUAGAGAGAUUUAUAAAGAAAUAAACAGGGAAAAGAUGGUUUCGUCCAGUGUGAAAACAUCUCUGUUGCUAGUUGCCGUUGGCUUGUCAACGCUCUUUGCCUUCACCGCGGCAUUUCAAACUGGUGCGCCGGAUUCAGCUUGUGUUGAUGCCACACCAGGGCAUAAGGAACAGGAUGGAACCACGGAUAUUGAUCCCGAAGACAACGCCAAUAGCCCCUACAACUUCACCUUUGAAGGCUCGGAGUACAAUCCAGGCGGUGAUCUUGAAGUUUCGAUCGCGACCGCUUCCGGUACGGACAGUUUCCAAGGCUUCUUGUUGCAGGCUCGUAAGGUUGAUGAUGACACCGUGGUGGGGACUUUCACGGCACCCGACAGUGAAAUUGGACAACUUCUCGCGUGCACCUAUGCAGGAAGUACAGUCACUCACACCAAUAAUACAGAGAAGACAGAAGAAACCUUUACAUGGCAUGCACCUUCAGACUUAACAGGGAAUAUUACAUUCUUUGGUACUGUAGCCCUUAACCACGAUACCUUUUACGUGGGGCUCAGAUCAGACGAAUUGACUGAAGGUGCCGCUGUGACUGAAGAACCAACUACAACCGGGGCUACUGAAAUGACCACUGCAGAUGUUACCAAUAAUGCAACUACUGAAAUGACCACUGCAGAUGUUACCAAUACUGCAACUACUGAAAUGACCACUGCAGAUGCCGUAAAGCUCUCAACAGGGUUUGGCAUUCUUCUUCUGGCUGCAGUCGUCAGCGUGCUUCAAUUAUUUGCCUAGACGUCGGCUCGGCCGUGUUGCCGUGGAGACUAUCAUAAAAGUACAAAGUCGAGUUUUUAUUCAAAUCAAUAUCAUGUUGUGCAUGAAUAUGUUUGGUCACGAUAAUAUUCUUAUGAUAAUGUUUUACAUCGAACACAAGUGUAGGUCCGUAACCAUGGUAACUAUAUAAUCAUGAUAACCCUAACUUAUGGCCGUACGCAGCGGGGAACAUGGGGUAGCUACCCCCUUGCCCAUUAAAAACAAUUUUUUUUAAACUGUAAUUGUCAUUUUGAAUAUGAACCAAAUCGUCUAUUUUAUAAAGCUAAAUGAAAAGAAAAUCAAAUGCAUUUGAUUUUGAUGCUUCACUCCCUCGCUGAAAGGAUAUGGAUUGACAAAUUGAUAGACUUUAUUCGCCAGGUACCAAUAAAAACAUAAAAGUUAAAAUUUCAAAAUAUCAGAAUACCGUGACAUGUUUUAAUCCAUGAAAACCGAUAUUUCUCUUUUCCACUGAGCAAGUUUUUACAGAGAACAGGAAAAAAUCACUAAUAACACGGGAGAUAUGUAUAUACUUAAACCUACUUUUGCCCCAAUUGAAGUAAAUAAAAAAUGCGUACGGCCAAAAAAUAUAUCAUGGAGAACGUAAUCAAGUACUGAAGCUUGGCUUAAAUUUCAAUUCUAUCAACCACGCUGUUUUUCUACGAUCAAGUGUCUACUAUGAAAUUGAAGAAAAAUAGUGUUUGCAUAUUACCCAGAAUGUAUACUCAUGGACGAUCGCUUACUUUGGAACUCGAAGAUAAAAACCAAAAUAACAUAGGUCGAUUUUUUUAUCCUCCCGACCUCGUACCGAGUGUUUUAAUAGUAUGAGUGAAAUUUUAGAUAAACAUGUGUGUAGCUCUUUGAUCAUUAUAUAAUUCCAGUUAAUAGGUGCUCUUAAAUUUUUUUAAUGUGAUUUCGAUCCUACAGUUUUAAUUUACAUUGAUACAUAAAACUGUGCAUUUGUUUCCUAGUUUCCUUAUUGCGCACAUUCUUAUCUUAAUCGGUUUGCUGGCUUUAUUUCACUUACUCAAUACCAACAACAAGCUAUUUUGGUAUGCUGUAAUAUUAUUAAGUAGGACUUAUUCAAGAUAGUAUGGUCUUAACUAGAAUAAGUGUUGAACACUUUACUGUAUAUUUAUUCUAUUUUAUAUACAAUUUUUUAUCGUGAGCUCUCUAGCCUGGGUUGUACCUUGGCGGUGGGAUAGGGGCAAAAGCUCCUAUGACUUAGAAAUAUCUUUAAAAAGUGUAAAGAGAGUAUCGGGUUGAUGACACAAUAAAAGGGAAAAUUACAUAUUAACCUAUAUUGACUACUGAAUAAUGGGACUCCCAUAUUUGUCUGCACUUGACGGUGAGGCACCUCGCCCCCUAACACAAUGCCCUGGUGCCGCCCGGCUGCAUGUAGUGCAAUCAUUAUUAAUUUUAAAAUUUUAUUUUUUGUGUGUCUUUAAACUUCAUGCAUUGUCAAUGCAACGUAAUUUAUUUUCAUAAUGAAGGCUGAUAUUAUACACUAACGUUUAUUCUAGAAGCUGGAUGGAAAAGAAUUACACGUAUGACAUUGUGUAUUUGAAAUAGUAUAGUAGGACUCUUUUCAAUGCGUUCAGGGAUCAUGUAAAAUCACGUAGAUUUAAUUUUGAAGAAAGUACGAUCUGAUAAAACAAACUAUGUAGUGAUUUUGCCUAAUUUUGCAGAAAUUAAUUCGGCAUUUUGAGAUUAGACAAAGGUUAGGAGGGUGAUCAAUUCCGUGUUAAAGGAGAAUAAAACCCUUGGAACAAGUAAUCGUGUGUGAAAACAGACAAAUCAAAGAAUGUGAUCAAAGUUUUAAAAACUAUUGGACAAGCAAUAAAACAGGAGUAUUUGUAUAUGCCGAGAUCAAUAAUGCUGUAUAGAUCAAUGCGACCAAGAUUGUGAUGACGGACAUGAACAAUUCUCCCUUUAUUGUUUGUUUGUUUGUUUUCAUUACUGUGUUAAAAAUACAAUACCAAAUGUGUUUACAUAAUAUAAUAUGCAAUAAUAAUCCAUAAUAUAAACAAUAUUAGCAUAAUACAUAAUGAAUCCAAAAUAACGUUGUGAGCAUAAACUUCACAAUAAAAAAUAAAUUAAUGGACGCAGGAGACUGCCAUCGUGAGCGGUUAAGCUUGAAGAUGGUGGUUUCAUAAAAAUGAAAAUAUGUCUCAAAGCAUAUUUUUAGUUCAUUCUAUUGGCAGAACAAACUCUUUUUCCAUGAUGUAUUUUGUGAAACCUAUAUUACAAGACCUCCCAUGAAAUAACAUCUGGGCUCCGUAACACAGAGCUUAGCGAUGAAUUGCAAAUAUGAAAGAACAGCACUGAUUGGUCCCUGGUGGGUUUUUUUUUAUCAAAUGCGCGUGUGACAUUGAUAUUGAUUGGUCAGUUCAUUUAACGAUUGCUCGCUAAUCUUUGUGUUACGGAGCCCUGAUCUACAAAUGAACUUGAUAAAAAUGAUAAAAGUGAAAAUUUAAGUGAAUUAGUUCAAAAGUAACGGCGAGCUGUACAAGUGUGAUAUCACGCCUCUUCGUCGCAUUAGCAGGGGGGAAGAUAACACUAGCGAUUUCAGCAUUCCAUUGCAUAUCACUUUCUUAUUUCUCCAAUAAUUUUCAAACUUUCAUUGACCCCUAUAUUUUAUUUUUUUCCUGUUUUAACGCAAUCUAGAUUGUUCCAAUGGUUUUAAUCUCUAUUAACAAUGGUUUGAAUCUCGAACUCUCUGUCUAAUCAGAAUACUAUAUCUGCACCUACAAUGUACUCGCUGAAUUCAAUAUUGCACCUCUUGCUACAAAAUCUGAAAUAAUUAUGAUCUAUACAAUUUUCAAGGAUAUCAGUGGGCGCCGGAACAUACUGGCCAAACAAAGCCGUGGGAUGGCGUGCGUAAACAAUGCUUCGACAUCCAAGGCUUUGUUUGCUCAAUACAUUCCAGCCAAUGGAAAAUAUUUAAACGAUCUACAUCUUAACGUUUGUAUUUGAAUAAUAAAAUCUUUCAUUAUGAUUAACUUA
This is a messenger RNA of Lytechinus pictus (painted urchin), 4036 nucleotides long. RefSeq names its product putative defense protein 3. Gene Ontology annotation, cellular component: membrane. NCBI's taxonomy places the organism in Eukaryota, Metazoa, Echinodermata, Echinoidea, Temnopleuroida, Toxopneustidae. The record is from RefSeq and is a predicted model, not a curated record. The transcript is spliced from 8 exons. The coding region runs from base 269 to 1015 and encodes 248 amino acids.